AUGGGGCAGUUUCCAAGUCCCAAGCUGAUCACUCCAGUUAUUACCAAGGCUUUGACUAAAGGGCUCUGUGUCUUGGUCCUUUUGAAAACUGCUGUGUUCCAGAACACCAAAGAUUCUCAAUGUCGUCGUCGUGGGUGUCCCCAAAAUGCCAUUUGUAUCAACAAGACCCACUGUGCCUGUGAGGAUGGAUUUGUUACUACGAGUGGGGAGAAAUACUUCAGUGACUUUCUGGAGAUCUGUGACGAUGUUAAUGAAUGUGUACCACCCAUUAAAAUCUUUUGUGGUAUGAAUGCAGACUGUGUUAAUACAUAUGGAAGCUACCACUGCACCUGCAUCCCUGGAUAUGCACUUCCUUCUGGGGAGAAAAACUUCCCAAAUGCUUCUAUGAACAACUGUCAAGAUAUUAAUGAAUGUACAUUGUCCAAUGACACUUGUGGUCAGAAUGCAGAGUGUGUUAAUGAAAACAGAGGUUACUACUGCACCUGCACAGAGGGAUAUGCAUUUCCUUCUGGGAAGAAGAAGUUCUCAGAUGUCACUAGGAACAACUGUCAAGAUGUGGAUGAAUGUCAGUGCAAUAGCUCUCUCUGUGCCCCCCAUGGGGUCUGCCUAAAUACUCCUGGAAGCUAUAUGUGCACAUGUAAGCCAGGAUUUGCCAAACGCAAUGGGGACUCCUUAAUGGAAUGCAUAGAUAUCUCUAAAUUGUCCCAGAACCCUGAAGGCAGUGAUGAGCUGAAGAAUCUUUCAUAUAAGCUUCAAUCAUUUAUUGCCAUCAAUACUAAUUGGACUGCUGAGAAUAAGAGAAGGAUUGCAAUUGAAGUGACAGAACUAUUACAGAACCUAGAACAGACUGCAUGGCAAGAUGCUCUCAGGUCUCCUGUUAAGAAGUGGAUGUUAUUAAACAACUCUCGUGUGGGUAUAGAAACGCGCGUAAUCAGCAACUGCUCUCAGGAAGAGAAGGAUGUUAUACUGCAAGCUCAGAAUAAUGCAGUGAAAUUUUCCUGCAUGGAUAUCAUUGGCUCAAAUCCACAAGGGUCAAGUGCAGUUGCCUUUCUCUCGUAUUCCUCCCUUCAGACUAUUAUAAAUGCAUCCUUUUUUAUUGAGAGACCUGAGAAGAGUAAUGGAAUCUACAUGCUCUCCCAAGUAGUCAGCAUUGCUGUAGGAUCUCAUCAAAAUCAACCCUCCUCUCUUUCUGUUCUUCUGACAUUCCAGCAUAUACAGAAAAAGAAAGAAGAAGAAAGGUCUCUCUGUGUCUAUUGGGAAGCACAGGGAGAAGAAGGAGGCGCCUGGUCCACAAAGAACUGUAAUCUCAUCGAGUCUAACAAAACACACACCAGAUGCAACUGCACCCACUUGUCUAGUUUUGCUGUUCUGAUGGAUCUUCAACAACAGGAUGAAGAUUAUGUGCUGACAGUGAUCACUUAUGUGGGACUGAGCCUCUCCCUGCUGUGUCUCUUUCUGGCCAUCCUCACGUUCCUCCUGUGCCACACCAUUCAGAACACCAGCACCUCCCUCCACCUACAACUCUCCCUGUGCCUCUUCCUGGCCAAUCUCCUCUUCCUCAUAGGAAUUAAACAAACCAAGAUUAAGGUCCUAUGUUCCAUCAUUGCAGGUUUAUUGCACUAUUUCUAUCUGGCAUCUUUCACCUGGUUGCUGCUGGAAGGCCUUCAUCUCUUUCUAACUGCACGGAAUCUGAUGGUUGCCAAUUACUCCAGAGUAAAUCAUUCCCUGAGGAAGGUCAUGUACCCUCUGGGCUAUGGAAUUCCAGCUGUGAUUGUGGCUAUUUCUGCAGCAUCAAGAGCAAACCUUUAUGGAACAUCUUCCCAGUGCUGGCUCCAAACUCAAGAGGGAUUUCUCUGGGCUUUCCUUGGCCCAGUCUGCAUUAUAUUCUCUAUAAACUUUGUUUUUAUUCUUCUUAUUAUUUGGAUUUUGCAAAGCAAACUGUCCUCCCUCAACAAUGAGGUGUCCACUCUCCAGGACAGAAGGUUGCUGAGAUUUAAAGCCCUGACUCAGCUGUGCAUCCUGGGCUGCACCUGGUGUCUGGGCAUUCUACAGAUUGGCCCAGCUGCUCGGAUCAUGCGCUAUCUCUUCACUAUCAUCAAUAGCCUUCAGGGAGUCUUCAUCUUCCUUGUAUACUGUCUCCUGAAUCAUCAGGUUCAGGAACAAUAUAAAAAAUGGUUCAAGACACUCAGGCCAACAAAAUCUGAGUCAUUCAUGCUCUCAAGCAAAGUUGUCUCUGGUUCCACCCAGAACCACACAGAGAACCAGGAAGAAAACAUCAAAAAAUAA
Molecule: messenger RNA, 2286 nt
Organism: Sarcophilus harrisii (Tasmanian devil)
Lineage: Eukaryota; Metazoa; Chordata; Mammalia; Dasyuromorphia; Dasyuridae
Product: adhesion G protein-coupled receptor E3-like
Exons: 18
Coding region: 1-2286 (761 amino acids)
Biological process (GO): cell surface receptor signaling pathway; adenylate cyclase-activating G protein-coupled receptor signaling pathway
Cellular component (GO): membrane
Molecular function (GO): G protein-coupled receptor activity; calcium ion binding
Source: RefSeq, a predicted model, not a curated record